CUGUGGUAUCCUUUGCCCACCAGAGUUCAAGUCCCAGACUUGACGUUGGUGCUUGCAUUUUCCUAGAUUUAUUCCAGGUAUUUCGGCGAAGUGCUUUCAAUGGGAGGAGACGUUCUCGUCGACAACGAAGGCGUCAGUGGCGACUUCAUCAAUCUCAAGAUGAUGUGCCGGCUUAGUCUCUCGAAGGUGCUCAUGUGAGCGACUUCGAUUGUACUCUGCUUAAAAAAAAAGACUCCCUUGUUGCUUCGUUGGCUGUAGACAGUACACGGCAGCUGUAGAUAACAUGACUAUUUUUUUGUUCUGUUAUCUGGUGCCCGGGGUUUACUCCUCGUGUUGGAAAAAGGACCCCCGUGCAAGCAAAUGUAUUUGCAUAUUUCUUACAAGAAAAAUUUGCCUUCUGCAUAUCCUAAUUUCUAAUAAAAUAAUCGAGGCAUAAAAUAUAUUUUUGUAAAAUAAACAAAUAAAUCAUUCUGCCUAUGAUUCCCUUCUUGGACCGUUUCUAUAGGGUGAAAUAGUUGGAAAACUCUGCAACAUUGGGCUUCAUGCCACGGCCCAUACGCAUGCCCUCGGCCUUCUUGGGCCGAACAAACAAGUGAGACCAGCUUGUCAGUCUCGCCCAUCAAAAUAAACCCCAGAACCAUUGCCCCCAACCUCGCCCCACCCUUUCUCCCCCCGCCUUGCCGCCGCCGCCUCACGCGCGCCCCUCCUGCUGCCAUGGCGAAAUCAUCGUCGGCGACGGCGUCGGGCACUAAGAAGCGGAAGUCUAAAUCCGGGGCCCUCACCCAAGAGGAGGUGAAGUCGCUCGGCCUGGAGCUCCUCUCCUCGCGCGCCCAUCUCAACCACGCCCCCACCCUCCUCGCGCUCCUCUCCCCCACCGCGCCGCUCAGCAUCGCCCUCGAGGCGCUCAUCUCGCUCCAGUCCUUCUUCGAGCCCCUGCUCCCCUCCAUCCCCUCCGCCUCUGCCGCCGCCGCCGUCGCUGCAGGAGGUGCGAGCGACGACCCCGAGCUCGUGUUUGGGGCAUGGCUGCGGCAGCGCUUCGAGGAGUUCGUCGCGGCGCUCGUGGAGCUCAGCGUGUCGCCGGACAGCGGCGACGCGAUCAGGGAAGUGGCGCUUGAUGCGUUCAUGGAUUUCGUGAAGCUGGGGAAGGACGGGAGUUUCAACUCAGCAAUUUACCACAAGUUUCUCCAUGCUGUAGUUCAUGCUACUGAUUCGAUUGAUGCUGUUCUAGAGUUGCUUGGGUCCAAGUACGCUAAGUAUGCUGAUGUUUGUUUUUUUACUUAUACUAGCUUAGAUAAGAUCGCCAACAGUCUGGGCAGUCAAACCACUGGCUCUGGAAAAGAUGGCUUGCAAAAUGGGGAUGACGGGGCUAAAGACAGGAGUGCUAUCUGUGUACACAAUGUGUACAAUAUUUUGGUGCAUAUUCCCGCGUUGGAUUUUAAGAAGGAAACAAAGUUUGAUAUGUGGAGUACCGUCGGCCUUUCUUCAAAAGGAGAGAAGGACACCUCUGAGGGCUCCUCUGCUACGCGUAUAAGCAAAAAGCUAAAAUUGAAGUUCACCAAAGCAUGGCUGGCCUUUCUGAAGCUACCACUUCCACUUGAUGUCUACAAGGAGGUCCUUGCCACACUUCAUCAGAAUGUUAUUCCUUCAAUGUCAAACCCAGCCAUCUUGUGCGAUUUCUUGACUACAUCAUACGACAUAGGCGGUGUUAUCAGUGUGAUGGCCUUAAGUGGUCUAUUCAUCCUUAUGACACAGCAUCAGCUUGAAUAUCCAAAAUUCUAUGAUAAGCUCUAUGCAUUACUGACUCCUGCUGUGUUCAUGGCAAAACAUCGGUCAGUGUUCUUGCAACUUCUGGAUGCUUGUCUGAAAUCUUCGUAUCUUCAAGCAUAUCUUGCCGCUUCAUUUGCAAAACGAUUGAGUAGACUCGCCCUUUCAGUGCCACCAGCUGGAGCUCUUAUCAUCAUUGCUUUGAUUCAUAAUCUGCUGCGGAGGCACCCAUCCAUUAAUUUUUUGGUUCACUGGGAAGUUGCUCAGGAUGAUGGAGAAGCUAGUCGACCUAAGAAGAUUGGUGCUGACCCUUUUAACAAUGAAGAGACAGACCCUGCAAAGUCUGGCGCAAUGCGAAGUUCUUUGUGGGAAAUAGACACACUGCGCCAUCACUACACUCCUGCAGUUUCAAGAUUUGUUGUGUCGCUUGAAACUGAUCUCACUAUUCGGGCCAAAACAAUGGAGAUGAAGAUCACAGACUUUAGUUCAGGCUCCUAUGCAACAGUUUUCCGAGAUGAGGCCCGGCGGCGGAUAAAACAAGUCCCACUUGCGUUCUACAGAAGUACACCAACAUCUUUAUUUCAAGAGUCGGAUUUUCCUGGAUGGACCUUUGGGUGUCAGUCGAAUACCGGGGCGCAAGCUAGCGUAGAAGGAAAUGCGGUCCACACGCUAGAAACCGUUGAUGCCUCACCCGCUAAAAGGCAGCUGCCAUCGGAUGGGGCCCUCGCUGAGUCAGCCGACCUGACAAGGUUCUCACGGAUAAUGACAUGGGGCAGGCUGGCUUUAACAGGCCAGACAGUCGUUGGCAUCUCGACCUCUCUUGUUCGCACGGGCCACCGGCACUUCACGCCCUUCUCGUGUCGUCUGAUUAUUAGAAGCAACUGCCGACCAGAGCUUCUUCAGGCCCAGCGCCUUUCUGUCGUUGAGCUGAAGGAUGGACGCCUAAGAACACCUCAGCAGUCUUCUAGACUCGCCAUGAAGUUCACACUCCAUUUUUGGGGCCUUUUCUGUUGUCUGUAUGCACUCAGCAAGAAUAUCUAUGCGAGGCCCGAUACAGUGAGUGUUGGAGCUCUUUUCACAUUCAAUUCCACAAUAGGGAGAGCUGCCAAGAUUGCCAUUUCUGCUGCUGUCAAUGACAUCAACAAAGAUUCAAGCAUCCUUCCAGGCACAAACCUGGUUGUCGAGAUGCAAGAUUCCAAUUGCAGUGGCUUCGUUGGCAUUGUGCAAGCAUUGCAAUUCAUGGAGAAAGAUACAGUUGCAAUCAUCGGCCCACAAUCUUCUGUCAUCGCGCAUGUUAUUUCUCAUGUUGCAAAUGAACUUCAAGUGCCUAUGCUGUCCUUCGGUGCAACUGAUCCAACUCUCACGUCACUUCAGUUUCCUUUCUUGGUGAGGACAACCCGUAGUGAUCAUUUUCAAAUGGCUGCUGUUGCUGACUUAGUCGACUACUAUGGGUGGAAGCAAGUGACAGCUAUAUUUAUGGAUGAUGAUUAUGGAAGAAACGGCAUAGCCUCUUUAGGUGAUGAACUUGUCAAGAGGCGAGCUAAGAUCUUGUUUAAAGCUGCAGUUAGGCCAGGAGCAAAAAAGAGUGAAAUGGCUAGUGUGCUGAUCAGGGUUGCACUGAUGGAAUCUCGGGUUGUAAUUCUGCAUGCAAAUCCUGACUCUGGGCUUGCACUUCUCUCGCUGGCACGCAAUCUCGGCAUGACAUCAAGCGGGUAUGUGUGGAUUGCAACAGAUUGGCUCAGUUCAUUCCUGGAUUCAUCGCCACGCCUCGACAGCGGAUUACUGAGCACAAUGCAGGGUUUUCUCACAUUACGCCAGCACACAGAAAAUACCAGAAGGAAGAGGAUGCUAGCUUCGAAAUGGAGUGCAUUGGUAAAGAAGGAUAGUGUCGAUGACCAGUUCUUGAUUAAUUCGUAUGGGUUUUAUACUUACGAUACUGUCUGGAUUCUUGCUUAUGCGCUGGAUGCAUUUUUCAGUAGUGGCGGAAACAUUUCUUUCUCAAAUGACACCAAGCUACAUGAAGUUGGGGCAGGGGGUCUGCAAUUGAACGCAAUGACUGUCUUUGAUGGGGGGAGGCUGUUACUAGAAAGGAUCCACCAAGUGAAUUUCACGGGUGCAACUGGCCCUGUAAAAUUUGAUACAGAUGGUAAUCUUAUCCGGCCUGCAUACGACAUCAUUAACAUAGUAGGAUCUGGUCUGCGGCCAGUUGGUUACUGGUCCAACUAUUCUGGCCUGUCCACCUCGUCGCCUGAGACUCUUUACAUGAAACCAGCAAAACGUGUUAGGGGAGAUCAGAAACUCCACACUGUGAUAUGGCCAGGUGAGACUACAGUAAAGCCACGUGGAUGGGUGUUUCCCAACAAUGGAAUUGAGCUGAAAAUUGGAAUUCCCAAUAGGGCAAGCUACCGUCAAUUUGUGUCAGCUGACAAUAACACCGGGACGGUGCGUGGUUUCUGUAUUGAUGUGUUUCUUGCUGCAGCAAACUUGUUACCGUAUCCAGUUCCAUUUAAGUUUAUUCCGUUUGGUAAUGGUAGUCAGAAUCCAAGCUAUCCAGAGCUUAUCAACAGUAUUGUAACGAAUGACUUCGAUGCUGUGGUAGGUGAUAUCGCUAUUGUCACAAAUCGUACAAGGGUUGUCGACUUCACUCAGCCAUAUGUUGAGUCAGGGCUUGUGGUACUUACCUCUGUUAAGAAGCAAAGCUCGAGUGGAUGGGCCUUUUUGCAGCCAUUCACCAUCAAAAUGUGGUGCGUCACAGGGUUGUUCUUUCUUGUCAUAGGAACGGUGGUUUGGCUGCUUGAGCAUAGAAUCAAUGAUGAUUUCCGUGGGCCUCCAGUGAAACAAGUUAUCACUGUAUUCUGGUUCAGUUUCUCAACUCUGUUCUUCGCGCACAGAGAGGACACGAGAAGCACCCUCGGCCGCUUUGUGAUCAUCAUAUGGCUCUUCGUGGUCCUCAUCAUCCAAUCCAGCUACACUGCCAGCUUGACCUCCAUACUCACCGUGCAGCAGCUCAUAUCUCCAAUCACAGGGAUCGAUAGCUUGAUCGCCAGUGACGAGCCCAUCGGGUUUCAAGUCGGCUCCUUUGCGGAAAGUUACCUUGUGAACGAACUCGGUGUCUCGAGAUACAGGCUUAAAGCGCUCGGUUCUCCGGACGAGUAUAAGCAAGCGCUUGAGCUUGGCGCUGGCAACGGAGGCGUCACUGCCAUCGUCGACGAGCGUCCCUAUGUUGAGAUCUUCUUGCUCCAGCAUCCCAAAUUCGCCGUGGUGGGUUCAGAGUUCACCAAAAGCGGCUGGGGCUUCGCGUUCCCGAGGGACUCGCCGCUGGCGGUGGACCUGUCGACGUCGAUCCUGGCGCUGUCGGAGAACGGCGACCUCCAGCGGAUCCACGACAAGUGGCUGGCGAACGACGCGGCGGUGUCCAUGUCUCAGAACAACGAGCUGGAGUCGGACCGGCUGCAGGUGUACAGCUUCUCGGGGCUGUUCCUCAUCUGCGGCGUGGCGUGCCUCGUCACCCUCGCCAUACACGCCGGCAUCCUCGUCCACAAGUACUGCGAGCAACAGCGGCAGGUGUCGGCCGAAGGCAGCUCCCGCUCCAGCCGCAGCAGCUUCCAGGCCUUCCUGUCCUUCGCCGACCGACGGGAGAUGGACACCCGGAUAGCGUCCAAGGACAAGGCGGCAGGAGGAGACCACUCCGUCGGCGCGGCGUCGAGUAGCAGCGCCAGCACCGCCGCGUCGUGCUAGAGAGACGGACGGUCGGACGGACGGCUCCCGGUUAAGCUUCCAACGUAGUAGUAGUAACUAGGUGCGACAUGCAGCAUAUAGCAGUAACCCCCGACGUAACGUAAGUAAGUAAUUUAAUUGGCGCUGUGCUGCAGAGUGGCCUCUCCUCGUGCUGCAAAUGUUCUCUCUCCUCGUGCUGCAGAAUUGUAGAGAUGCGUAAGCUGUUGUGCACAUGGAGCAUCUUACAGUGCCAGCUCCCGAGCAACUGUAACUUCUGGUCUUCUGCUGCGUCCUGCCGCUUCCUAUAUACAACGCUAAUAUAACUAUCUGCUUUUGGGUUGUGUCUUGUACUGUUGUACAGUUGUACUUCCUCUGUAAAGAAAUAUAAGAGCGUUCAUCUAAA
This is a messenger RNA of Hordeum vulgare subsp. vulgare (domesticated barley), 5884 nucleotides long. RefSeq names its product glutamate receptor 3.1-like. NCBI's taxonomy places the organism in Eukaryota, Viridiplantae, Streptophyta, Magnoliopsida, Poales, Poaceae. Gene Ontology annotation, biological process: ribosome biogenesis. The transcript has 24 exons. Bases 715 to 5502 code for a protein of 1595 amino acids. Gene Ontology annotation, cellular component: membrane; nucleolus; small-subunit processome. The record is from RefSeq and is a predicted model, not a curated record. Gene Ontology annotation, molecular function: glutamate-gated receptor activity.